AUGAGCCAUAGAUCCUCAUCACGAGGCCGGCCUCCAUCGCAAGGCUCCUUCCGAAGCCGCAGCCCAUUAAGCUAUCUAUCUGGCAGUGAUUCAGCAGGUCAAUCCUUACCGCUACAAGUCCUAUCAGCCCAUAACCAACAUGAAGUACCCCCUGGCCCAUUCCAACCUCGUGGUCCAUCAAGCCUCGCAUCGGGCGGUGCCCCUCCGAGCAUUACGUUGCCAUCAGCAGCCCAGCCGUUACCAAUGCCGCCAGCAACAGCUGCGCCGGGCUCGUUUGUCAGUCGGGCUCCACCAAGCUAUGUUACUAAUCCAGCAGGUCCGGCAAGUGUCCAUGCGGGAUCCCAGGUUCAUUCAAUACCACCUCAAAGCCGGGUAGGUUCUCGUCGUGGUAGUACGGCUCUAGGUUCAAGAAGAAGCACUGGCAGAGGGGCUGGCGGUCCAGCCCUUAAUGAUCCGUUGAACGACCUUGAUACUGUGCGAGGACCAACUGGUGUUUCUAAUCCUGCUCCGAGUGUCGGCCAUGGUCAGGUAUUCGGUGGUUCUGCGGUCCAUUCACAUUGGGUAGGGCAUGGUCCACACUUUGGAGAGGGAAGGGGAGGAGCGCUUGGUGGUGUCCCCCAUCAUCGCAAUCGUGGUGAUGAAGCGGCUCAGAACUGGGACGAGUCGAAAAAGUGUAUGAAGUUAUCAGCAUGGUGCUUUUUGGCUGCGCUUAUUCUUUCGGCAAUUGUCAUUGGGGCUAUUGAAGGCUCAAAGAAGGGCUAG
Coccidioides posadasii C735 delta SOWgp is the source of this 762-nucleotide messenger RNA. RefSeq lists its product as uncharacterized. The record is from RefSeq and is a predicted model, not a curated record. Lineage: Eukaryota; Fungi; Ascomycota; Eurotiomycetes; Onygenales; Onygenaceae.